UUGUUCGUGAGGUAACCUCAAAAAAAUAUUAUCAGUGCCGGUAUAUUUCUCAAUUAAUUGUAAAGAGAAAGGGAACGUACGAAGUUAUCUAAUUCGUUAGUAUCGUAAACGUUGUUUGAAAAUAAAACUAUAAGAUAAGAUAGAGACAUAUAUGCCAAAGUAUCGUAAGCGAUUUGGUACAUACAGAGAAUUGAUCUUGAGAAAAAAAUUACGUAUGAUAUAUGUACGAUUACAACUGGUAUAAUCAAGAAUAGAGUUAAGCAUGGACGAAUGUAAUGAAUUUUACAAAAAAAUUCAAACAUAUCUUAUGAAGAAAAAUCAAGAAUGUGGAGAAUUACAGUUUCUCACUUCACGCACAACUUCUGCAAGCAUUGGUCAUAUUGAUGAUAUAUGUAAUACUAUUAUUAAUAUAUUCGAGAUGAGUAAUAUAUCCAUAAAAGAGAAAGCUUCGAUUAAUAAUGAAAGGUGUAUUCAGGCAUAUACAUAUUUAUUAUUGAACACCAAGUUCAAGAAUCAGGAACGUUUAGAAGAAGAUAUUGUCAGUGGUCAUUUAGUCGAUAUGUUCCCACCUUUAUCUUCGUAUUUACUUGUACAAAUAUUGUGGAGCCUUCAAUAUGAGAAGAUCUUGAUUCAGUCUAUAUUACACAUGCCGUUUGAUCUGUGUACAGAGAUACUUGAAAUACUUAAACAGUGUAUAGAAGAAUUACCUUUACGAAGGUCCAUAGAUAGUAUAUAUCAAACAAUAUUUAAUGUAUAUAUUAAAUUCAUUCUAUUAAAAGAAACUGGAAUACAGUCAACAGAUCUUGAGAAAAGUAUACAAAAUUUAUUAAUGAGUUUCGAGGAAUUCUUGCUGCUGUUAACAAAUCCAGCAUUCACUUUAACAACAUCAACAAAUUUAAAAGAAUGUGACCGGUAUGGUAUUAUGAUUAAAAAAUUAAUUGCUACAAUAAGAAGUUGUUUCGAGUACAAAAGCAAAGGAAUUUGUGUUUCAAAAGACACUGAAAAAUUAUACAAUAUUACAUUUGGAAGAGAACCAUUCAUAAAGUGUGAAGAUACACUUAUUGAAAGUACUAUGAUGACAUUAAAUCAACAGUUAAUGGAUUUAUUGUCCAAUAAAGUCAAGGAAAUCAACUGUGAGGUAUACAUGGGUUGGGUAGAGCUAGAUGACGAAGAAAACAACAUGAUUUCUUUGCAACGUGCCAUUGGAAACGAAUGUUAUUAUUUUAUAGAACUAAUGCAGAAGAGCAAGGAAUUAUCACAGAAUACACAUUUAAUAGAGUGCUUACAACACUUGUCGUCAAAACCAGAUCCUAAUCAAUCUAGUUUUGUUCUGAGUUUGCAGGAACUCUGUUGUGCAAUAUCUGAUGGCAAGAAAGAAUUUAUGAAAGAAUUGUUGUGUCGAUACCAAGAAUGGGAUAAUACAAUACUUGAUUUUGUUUAUACAAACAAAUCUUUGCUAGAUAAAAAGGACUGCUUUCAUCUUUUAGAAUAUCUUACUUUCGUUCUGAAGGAAUCAAAUGAAGAAGGUUUAAAAGAGAUUUGUUACAGUUCUGUUACAAGAAUAUUAUCGCUUCAAGAUAUACCAGAUCUUUACGAGAUUAUAAUGAUGUAUUUAACGAAACACGACGGUGAAAAUUCUUUAGAAUCUUUACAUACAGAAGAAACAUUUAAUGAAUUCAUAUCCCGAAACUCAAACUUACAAAAACCAACAAAUUUGAAGAUUGUUUUGUUGUUCCUUUUAAAGAAUCUUAAAUUAAUAUUGGGAAUACUUGUGAAAAUUACUAUUGGCCAUCACCAAUAUAAAAACAUUCUGAUUUCUGCCAAUGAUUUGCUUCUGUUAUCACCGUUUUUUAUAUUAAAAGAAAGUAACGGUGAAAUACUUCUAAUAGAUAUAUUAAGAACUAUUUGCAUAGAAAAUAACGAGUGGAAUGAAAAAAAGUUUAUAGAUUUUACACAAGUUGCACUAAACAGUAGCAUAGUUAACGUAAAUGAUUUAAUAAAUAACGUUUUCGUACCAUAUUUAGAAAACGAUAAUUUCAAUGUACGCGUGAUUAAUUCUGUUUUAAAUAAUAUUCGUAAAUUACAAGUCAGUUGUACCAAAGAUACAAAUGUUAAGAACUUGAUAAUAGUUCUUGCAAAGAAAAUGUGUUUUUUAAGAAAAAGUGCAAACAUUUUAAAAUUUGUAAGCAGCGAAAUAUUUAAUCUAAUUACGAGCAUACUGGAAUAUUUUUUAGAAACCAAAAGUUACAGAAUUUCUGCAUGUACGAAAAAGCAAAUAAUGUAUGAUAUUGAAAGUUUCAUUGAACCAAUAGACAAAUUACACUUUGCUUCUCUUUGGUAUUUAACGGAGAAAGGUGUUAGUAUAAUUGAUAUCGUAACAGAUUAUGAAAGACGGUGUUUCACUGUGUUGAACAGAUUGAAAGAGGAUCCUAAAUCCUCGGAAAGACUACGAAAUUAUUUAUCAGAUUUAAAUUUGUUAAGAGAAGAUUUUUUGCGUCACAUGAUCAUUCGAACAACUGAUGUAGAAUAUCAAAUAUUAGCUUCAGAGUUCACUAUAAUAUAUUGGUUUGCCUUUGGAUGCAACAAUGAAAUCGAAGCAUUCAAUGACUUCUUACGCAUAACAAUAGAAGCAUGUUGUUUAUCUUUAGAACAUCCAUCUAUUGGUUCAAACGACUUAUUUGCAUAUAUAUUUAAGUCUUUCAUGCGUUUUUGUACAACAUUUGUAUCGCUCGAAGGAAUGAAAGAGGAGAAAAUAGUGUGUCAAUCUCUAAUUAAUAAUUUUAAUCAGCUUAGUGGAAGCAUAAAACAUAGUCCUUAUGCUCAUUUAUUUAUUACCUAUAACAAUAUGCAACAUAAGUCUGAACAUCUACAAAAUGUCUUAAAUAUUUUGUAUGCCUUCUGUGAUGAGUGUGUUAAGCUUAAUUAUGAAUGCAGCAGAAAUACUCAAAGGAUACCUCGCUCUCCAAAAAUUUCCAAUUUCUACAAAACUUAUGAAGUAAUUUCUACUUGUAUGAAAGUACCUGCAACAGAGGCUUACGAAUGUAUCAGAAGGAUGAAUGAAUUAUUUGCUUCCAAUUAAAUUGUUAAUAUUUUUUGUAAAGUAUUUACUACAUCUGAAAAGUAUUUACUACAUCUGAAACUUUGUCAUUAUUUCAUUAUGUUCUAUUGAAGUUCAUAUUUGUUUAGGUGGAUCAUUUAAGACAAGAUCGUUACUUUUUUGAUAAGGGAAGGAAAUAUUCUUUUAAUUUAUUGCCUAAUGGAAGUUUGUAAGACAAAUACAAUGUAAUUGAAAAUCAUUUAGGAUUAUUAAAAGGGUAUUGUAGAAACAAACAUUUGGUUUGAAGGGACAGGUACAACUGUUCAGGAAUUUGUGUCUUUACAUUUCAAUUCUAAUUGAAGUGUGACACGAUGGAAUGCCGUUUGUUUCCAUACAUUGUGGUAUCAAUUGACAUACCGCUAAGCCACAGCAUAACAAGUGUAUAGUAAGGUGUCAAUAACUAAAGAAGAUAUGAAAGACUGUAUAAGAGAACCUUGUGUUACAGUAGACAAAAAUAAAACGCGAAAUGCAAUAACAUCGUUAUCAAACCGUGUAUCGCAAUACAAGGUCACCAUUUCGAACACUUAACUUAACACGUGAACGUAGAGAUGUAGAUUCCUGUACCAUUGCGUUUGUCUUUUAAAAUAACAUGUUUUUCUUUUUGUUCUAUUUGAACAAAAAAUAAUGAAUGAAAUGAUCUUGAAAUGUUCUUAGCGCUUGGACACAUUAUAUGAGAACAAACAAUUUUUGUCUCAAAUGUCAUUAUUUUGGCAUGUAUGCACAUAGAAAAUAUUGCAUAGACUGUAAAUUAUCUCAAAAAGUAUUCAUAUAACAUUAAGAAGACUGUCGACAAAAGAAGCUCAAAUAUCGUUAUACUUAAUAAAUUUAAACCAGAUGCAGUAUUUUCUUUUACAUUGUCACAAUUUUUCAACUUUUUCAAAGUAUUACAAGUCAUCCCAUCAAUCCUAUAAAUUUGUAAUAUCUAAUUGAGUUAUUUUGACCUAAUAAACCCAGUAGUGAACAUGGUAUAAAUAUAGUAAACUGGUCUGUAAAUAAUAAAUGGAGUAAUCAAUGAGUUGAUCUCCACUAUGAAGGGGUUUUAACCCCGACACGCCUGUAAAAGGAGGAGACCAACUAUAGACAAUGAACGAGAUGGUCGAGGUGGUAGUCGGAGGUGAGAGCGGGUUUGAAGUGUGACAUGAUGAGGAAGGGGGGAUGUUGAUUGGAAAGGGUUGAUGGUCGUCGAGCUUGAGACGAAGGAGGUUGGCGUGAAAGGGGUGUAAGGGACGAUGUACCAGGGUUGGUAUAGGACAGAAGGUCGACAGGUGGCUCAGACCACUAUUGUUGGCCACUUUGCAACAAUUGUUUUGGUCCACGUCCACUAAAGAUGUCCGCUAAAGACUUUAUUAUUUUUAUAAAGAAUUUCUGAAGAAAAUGGAGAAUUCUGUGCAUUUAUAAAUUAUAUAUACUUACCACAAAGCUCAAAUACUGUUGUAAGUAAUAAAUCAAAACUGGAUAUACAGUUUGAAAUAGACAAUAUAGAGAAUGAAUGACAAAGAGAUCAAUUAAAGAUGCAAUGUAUCUUCCAGUGUAUCUUACCAAUAAAAUGGAUUUAAGAUAACACAGAAGAUCACAGUUGAACAAUGGCUUAUGAUUGCAGGAAUUUUGAUUCUUCUUUCAUUGCAAAGGAUCACUCAAUCAGUACUAAAAUUGUUGCUUGUUUUUAUUCUAUAUUAUAUUUGUGCGAUAUUGCCAGAAUGCCAGUACAAUGGUUAGUAAUAAAAAAAUGUGAAAAAAUUGCGUACAAAGAAAAAAAUGUGCACCAGUAUUGAGACAUGAUAAAUCACUUGGAUAGCUUCCAUUGGACAGUCUCAAUUAUUUUAUGGAAAAAUUUGGCUUCAUAAUAUAAGAAAUUAAUUAUCGUAUCAACGUAUAGUCUCUGAAAUCAAUUACAAUUUUUUCCUUCGCAAUUCCUUAGUAUUGUUAAUAAUAAUAACAAACAUACAAACA
Messenger RNA from Hylaeus volcanicus, 5047 nucleotides. RefSeq lists its product as uncharacterized. The coding region runs from base 263 to 3079 and encodes 938 amino acids. Lineage: Eukaryota; Metazoa; Arthropoda; Insecta; Hymenoptera; Colletidae. The record is from RefSeq and is a predicted model, not a curated record. The transcript is spliced from 2 exons.